Messenger RNA from Zasmidium cellare ATCC 36951, 1776 nucleotides. RefSeq lists its product as uncharacterized. The transcript has 2 exons. Gene Ontology annotation, molecular function: protein binding. Bases 1 to 1776 code for a protein of 591 amino acids. Lineage: Eukaryota; Fungi; Ascomycota; Dothideomycetes; Mycosphaerellales; Mycosphaerellaceae. The record is from RefSeq and is a predicted model, not a curated record. Gene Ontology annotation, cellular component: mRNA cleavage and polyadenylation specificity factor complex.
AUGGAUCGCGAAUAUCAAGAUCAUGGCGGCUUUGACCAUGCCCCCCGAAGUCGUGGACGACCAAGCAGACGUUUCGUGCUAGGUAAUGCGACUGACAUCGGCAACACAUACGUGCACUGGCUGCCCGACCGCCGGCCAAGGGGCAGUGGACUACGAGGCUUUGAAGCGGAGAGACCGACUCUGAGCUAUGUGGCGUCUAUGCUUCCGCCCGCUGCACGCAAAGGCAAAGCAGUCGACUCGAUCCCUGCUAAACAUCUACACUCUUCCUUCAACAAGGUGCGGCAUCCUGUCAAUGUCGUAAAAUGGACUCCAGAAGGUCGACGGCUCCUCACUGGCUCUACAAGCGGCGAAUUUACCCUCUGGAAUGGAACUGGCUUCAACUUCGAGACUAUCAUGCAAGCGCACGAUUCGGCAGUCCGAGCAGUGCAGUAUGCCCACAACGACGAGUGGCUCAUAUCUGCAGACCAGGAUGGAUUCGUCAAGUACUGGCAGACCAACUUCAACAACGUCAAAGCGAUCCAAGCCCACGAAGAUCCUGUGAGGGACCUUUCAUUCGCUCCGAAUGAUACCAAAUUCGUGACCGCAUCGGACGACGCCUCAUUAAAGAUCUUUGACUUCGCCAGUGGCGAGGAAGAAUCGCAACUGACUGGACACCAAUGGGACGCGAAAUGCGUAGACUGGCAUCCGAGCAAGGGUCUACUCGUCUCUGGCUCCAAGGACCACCAAGUCAAGCUCUGGGAUCCUCGAACUGGUCGGUGUCUCACAACUCUUCAAGGCCACAAAAACACCGUCAACAUGACCAAAUUCGAACCAAGUCGCGGCUCCCUCCUGGCAUCUUGCGCCAGAGACAAUACUGUCCGUAUCUUCGACAUCCACAUGAUGCGAGACGUCUUCCUCCUCAAGGGUCACGACAAAGAGAUCAACUCCAUCGUUUGGCACCCCAUCCACUCCAACUAUCUCACCUCAGGCAGCUCCAGCGGCGAAAUGUUCCACUACCUCCUCGACGAGCAAAAUCCGCCACCAGGCACCGCCCUCGCCAUCUCUCCUUACGACUCCCCAAAUCCCGCCGACGCCCCCGCACAAACUCUCUAUCCCGCCCACAAAAUCACCUUCGCUCACGAGUACAACAUCUGGAGCAUGGAUUGGCACCCCAUGGGCCACAUCCUCGCAUCUGGCUCCAACGACCGUGCCACGCGUUUCUGGACACGUCCGCGGCCGGGUGAGAAUACCUACAUCAACGACAAAUGGCACAUUGGCCAAGAAGCUGCUGAGAAGCAAGGCACUUGGCGGAAAUCCGAGGCCCAGAGCCGACGCGAGGAAGAAGAAGCCGAAGCAGAUGAUGAAGCGGAUGGAUUGGAGGAUCAAAAGGUUCCAGGACAAUCCUUUCUCCCUGGCUUACCCGGUCUGGCAUCUGCUGCACCCCAAGCACCGCCUGGCUUACCAGACUUCCACGCCCACGACCCUCAAAACUUCCCACCACCUCCUCCCUUCUCCAUGCCACCAAACGGCGCACCACCGGACCUCUCAGCUCUAUUCAACCCGCAAUACAACCAAUCCCCACCUGGCCAGUCACCUAUGCCACCGCCUAACUUCCCUCCACCGAUGAUUCCAGGCAUGAUGCCGCCGGGCUUCCCUCCGCCAGCAAGUUUGAUGCAAGGCAUGAAUGGUCAAGGCAGCGGCGCGGGCGGCAGUGUGAGAAAGAGAGGACCGUUGCCUAGUCAGAGCGACAGCUUGAGGGAGGAGAUGAGGCAGGGACGGUAUCUGAAGCCCAGGUAG